This is a messenger RNA of Molossus molossus (Pallas's mastiff bat), 1711 nucleotides long. It is a transcript of the gene F8A1, whose product is annotated as coagulation factor VIII associated 1. The record is from RefSeq and is a predicted model, not a curated record. Gene Ontology annotation, biological process: vesicle cytoskeletal trafficking. NCBI's taxonomy places the organism in Eukaryota, Metazoa, Chordata, Mammalia, Chiroptera, Molossidae. The transcript has a single exon. The coding region runs from base 74 to 1225 and encodes 383 amino acids. Gene Ontology annotation, cellular component: early endosome. Gene Ontology annotation, molecular function: protein binding.
UUUCAGCCGGUCGCCAGCACCCGCACGUCCACCCAACUGCGUAGUCGCGACCGGAAGCGCUUGGGUUGGUAACAUGGCGGCGUCCGCGAGCGGCCUGGGCGGUGGUGCGGGCCCAGGGCCUGAGGCUGGGGACUUCCUGGCCAGGUAUCGCCAGGUGUCAAACAAACUGAAGAAGCGGUUCCUGCGGAAGCCGAACGUGGCGGAGGCCGGCGAGCAGUUCGGACAGCUGGGCCGCGAGCUGCGUGCUCAGGAGUGCCUGCCAUACGCGGCCUGGUGCCAGCUGGCGGUUGCGCGCUGCCAUCAGGCGCUCUUCCACGGGCCCGGGGAAGCUCUGGCGCUCACGGAGGCCGCCCGCCUCUUCCUGCGGCAGGAGCUCGACGCGCGCCAGCGCCUCGUCUGCCCCGCCGCCUACGGGGAGCCGCUGCAGGCUGCUGCCAGCGCCCUGGGUGCCGCUGUGCGCCUGCACCUUGAGCUGGGGCAGCCGGCCGCCGCCGCCGCCCUCUGCCUCGAGCUGGCUGCCGCCCUGCGCGACCUGGGUCAGCCGGCCGCCGCCGCCGGCCACUUCCAGCGCGCAGCCCAGCUGCAGCUGUCCCAGCUGCCCUUGGCCGCGCUGCAGGCGCUUGGCGACGCCGCCUCCUGCCAGCUGCUGGCGCGCGACUACAAUGGCGCCUUAGGAGUCUUCACGCGCAUGCAGCGCCUGGCGCAGGAGCAUGGCAGCCAUCCGGUGCAGCCGCCGCCGCCGCCGCCGCCCCCACUGCAGCCACAGUCUCAGGUACAGUCGCAGCCACUAGGCCUCCAGCAUGGGCCCGGCGCGGCCCCCGCCCUGCAGGCCUCGCUGCUCCCUCCGAAUGCCGGCUCUGUGGCCGUGCCCUCUCCCGCAGUACUGGGCGCCUUCUCGGACGUCCUGGUCCGCUGUGAGGUGUCUCGCGUGCUGCUGCUGCUGCUCCUGCAACCACCGCCCGCCAAACUCCUCCCAGAGCAUGCUCACACCCUGGAGAAGUACUCCUGGGAGGCUUUCGACAGCCAUGGGCAGGAGACCAGUGGCCAGCUUCCCGAGGAGCUCUUCCUGCUGCUCCAGUCCUUGGUCAUGGCUACCCACGAGAAGGACACGGAAGCCAUCAAAUCGCUGCAGGUGGAGAUGUGGCCACUGUUGAGUGCCGAGCAGAACCACCUCCUUCACCUGGUUCUGCAAGAAACCAUCUCCCCCUCAGGACAGGGGAUCUGAUGGUUCACAUUAACCAAUAGACUUUCUGCCUGUUACCAGAUCUCAUGCAUCUGCCUUUGCAUUGGGGGGCGGGGAAAAUAAAAUAUAUUGAUCACAGCAGUUCUACCUUUGUUCAGCGUAUUCCUCUUGCCACCAUAGGAAUUUAGUUGACCAAAAGUUAACUGUAUCUCAAAGACUUAUUUCCAUAACAGUGGGAGAAAAAACAGUAUGACAGGAGAGGAAUAGAACACAUGGCUCGCUUCCUCACAAGUACAUAAAAAUGAGAAUUCUUUUAUCCCUUUUCUCUUUCACUCAAGUUGCCCCUCCUAUCCCCCCCCCCCCCAAUCCUUGUUUCAGUGUCAGGAUUUUAUUUUGCACAACUGUCUAAAUACUUAAGCUGUAUGAUUUUUUUAAAUUGUGACUAAUUUCUUGGCAUAUUUCUAUAUCUGGCUAUGUGAUCACCAAGUUCUUUGUUUUAUCUGCCCCGUAUGUAUUCAUAGGAAUACA